Molecule: messenger RNA, 438 nt
Organism: Exophiala aquamarina CBS 119918
Lineage: Eukaryota; Fungi; Ascomycota; Eurotiomycetes; Chaetothyriales; Herpotrichiellaceae
Exons: 1
Coding region: 1-438 (145 amino acids)
Source: RefSeq, a predicted model, not a curated record
AUGUCCAGCUCCAACUCCAACUCCGGGACGGUAAAGACGUGGCCACGGAUCCUGCUGCGGCUGGAGGGGACGACGAUCCUGGGGGCGUCGCUGUGGGGGUACCACCGAACGGGGCUCCCGUGGUGGGUGUUCGCGGGCUGCCUGCUGCUCCCGGACAUUGGGAUGACGGGGUAUCUCGCGAACACGCGGGCGGGCGCCGCCACGUACAACAGCCUGCACACGUCGACGCCGCCGAUCCUGCUGCUGUGCGCCGGCUGGGCGCGCGACAGCAAGCUGCUCGCCGGCGCCGCCCUGUGCUGGCUCGCCCACAUCGGCAUGGACCGCAUGGCGGGUUAUGGCCUGAAGUAUGGGACCGCGUUCGGCCAUACCCAUCUGGGCUUCAUCGGCGGCGCGGCGGAAAAGCCUGUGCCGUUGCCCGAGGCCCGUGAGACAGACUGA